AUGUCCAAGGCCCCUGUCCCUGAGCCCAUAGAGGCGAUUCAGCUCGAUUCAGACAAUGACCAAUCCCCGCGCUCCCCCUCUGUCUCUUCCGAAUCCGAAUCCGCUUCGACAUCCCCAUCGUUUGCCGAAGGCCGGGCCCGCGUCCUUGAAGCCGACCGCAAACAGUUUUAUGACACCUUUGGCCGCGCUCUGGGCUAUGCCACCAUCCGCUCGGCCUUUCGACAUCAGCGAGGGGCCCCGUUUUUGCUGCGCAACCUGCGAUAUCACAACACCUUGAUUGAGCCCGAGCUUGCCUCCUUUGCAAAGUCUUCCCGACGUGAGGCCACAACCCAACGAUUGGCCCGCAGCUUUGACUUUCGCCAGCUUCUCAGAAAAACUCAACAGCGUCAGGGCACCGAUACCCCUGCCCUACCGUAUGUUAACCCUUACUCAGUCUGCCUCUUGAAACGACCUUUGAAUCAAAGUCAUAGCCCCACUGUUCCAAUGUCCAUGUUCACACGCCUAUCCCAACCAGACCCCAUGCUCUACCCUCUUGAGUCGCCACAGCCUGAGCUUACCAUGUGGCUUUCGCCCCAUCCAGAUCUCGACAGCGCCAGGCUGCGUCAGCACCGGGUCCUGACGCUUGCCAAUAUGAUUUCGGGAGCUGCGACCAUAUUGAACUCACCCUGGCGUACGGCCGCCACCGCCAACUCGGCCAUACACAGGUAUAUGGUCAAAAAUGGCAAAUGCCCCUUCUGCGGUCGUCGUAUUCCUGGCACGCCAAACUUUCUGCUUCAUCUGCGCCACGUUCACGACGAAUUUGUCACCACCCUCGCAGCUGUACGAACUGAUGGCACCGUUCAUCUUGUUGUCGCUGCCCGCGACGAGUGGACGCGCCCCAUUGCCCGCGUCAAGCCUAUCCCCUUCACUGGACUGCUACCUGCGGAAAAGGCCAAGCUGGCACAGUUGCGCCAGGCAGUGACCACAACGGAGCUACGCUUGUUCGAGUUUGGCUUUGUUGCCGACUCCCGUGCCGGCGAAGCAAAGCUUGAAAAACAACUAGAAAACAUGACUAGCACCAUUGCCGACCUUGAAGCCCGGGGCCGGUGUUCGCAGCGCCCUCACUAUGUCCACAUGGAAUUUUACUAUGCCCGUGGUGGCCACGAGCCACUUCAAAAAGCUGUCCAGGCUUUGGCUGCCGCACCAAAGACAUGCACCAGUGUACCACGCCGCAAGGGGAAGCGGCCCGUCUACCGUUGUCCCCAUUUCACGGCCGCUGUCAGUGACGAGUUGGACCAUGAUUCGGAUGACGAUGAUGAGGGCCCUUGGGCCGAGCUGGUGCAGCGUCAAAACUUUCGCGAGCUUGCAGAUAUCAACGUGUCGGAACGCACGUUUAUGCAGCUCUGGAACGCUUUUCGGCGCCGCUCCGCGCAUCGACCCGAGACCCGAGCCUUGUUGGACGGACGAGACCAGGGUGUGGCAGCAGCUUGUGUAGCUUUCGUCAACGACUACAAACUACUUUUGUCAAGUACCGGGCUGGCUCGCCAAUGUCAGCUGCACAUGACAAUGCUGUGGCGCUUGGGCUUACUUCCCGAGCCCGUGCUCCAGGAACUCAUGUCUCGCCUGGCGGGCGCCCCCUCGCACGCUAAACCCGUGCCACUUGCCAACCCAGAGGUGGCGGUGCACGGUGCCAUGAGCGAGACUCGGUCACGCCAAGAGGCAUUGGUGAUGUCAGUUGCGUCACCCUCCAAGGCGGCCAAGCGUAGCACAGAUGAACCACUUGCCGACGUGAUACUCAAAUCUCUGAGCUCACUCAAGGUUGCCGCCGAGUGUGUGUGUGUGUGUGUGUGUGUGUGUGUGUGUGGAACUAUGGGAAGGCAGUCUGAGCUGUGA
This is a messenger RNA of Monosiga brevicollis MX1, 1872 nucleotides long. RefSeq lists its product as uncharacterized. Gene Ontology annotation, molecular function: chromatin DNA binding. Bases 1 to 1872 code for a protein of 623 amino acids. NCBI's taxonomy places the organism in Eukaryota, Choanoflagellata, Craspedida, Salpingoecidae. The record is from RefSeq and is a predicted model, not a curated record. The transcript is spliced from 12 exons. Gene Ontology annotation, cellular component: nucleus; ESC/E(Z) complex.